AUUUAUUCGUCAAGAAUUCAGUUAAUCAACAAGAUUUUCUAAGCAAACACUUUAUCAUCCUCUCUCUCUCUCUCUCUCUCUCUCUCUCUCAGAGAAGUCAAGUCGCUGAGCAGCAUUCACAGAGAAGCAAAAAAAUGGGUUUUGAGAAGAAAGAUCUGGAUGUGGUGCUGGUUCCGAGUGGCAUGCUCAUCAUGUUCCUGUACCAUCUCCAACUCCUCUACAGAUACCUCCAUCGGCCUCACACCACUUGCAUGGGGUUUGAGAACUUCAACAAGCGCUUCUGGGUUCAGGCCAUCAUGCAGGGUGACAAGAGUAAUAUUGGGACGUCCCUCGGGGUGAUCUCCUCCAACAUUUCAGCGGCGACGUUCCUGGCCUCUGUCUCACUCACCCUCUGCUCCCUGAUCGGUGCCUGGAUCAGCAACACCAACAACAACUUCUUCGCAAGCGACCUUGUCUACGGUGACACCCGGCCCACCACCCUCUCCAUCAAGUACAUCAGCCUCCUCAUCUGCUUCCUCCUCGCCUUCUCAUGCUUCAUCCAGUCGGCCCGGCACUUCGUCCACGCCAAUUACCUGAUCAGCACACCGAGCCCCAGCAUCCCUCCAAAGAGCGUCGAGUUGGCCGUUAUCCGAGGCGGCGAUUUCUGGUCCGUUGGGCUCAGGGCACUGUACUUUGCUCUGAACUUGCUUCUCUGGUUCUUCGGGCCAAUACCAAUGUUUAUUUGCUCCAUUCUCAUGGUCUUGUUCUUGUACUACCUCGACUCGAACACGAUGCCAUUGAUUGAGCACGAGUUCGAUGGGAGUCAAGUGGUGAGGAAGGUGGAGCAAAGAGUGUCUGAGAUAGCAAUGGCCAUUCACAUGCCUUCACAUCAGAAUUGACCAGGCCUGAUUUGUUUGUGUAAACAUCUAGGAAGAAAAAACACGGGGUUUGAUUUUUCUUGCCUUAGAUUGGCAACAUAAUUGUAAUAGAAUACAUGAAGAAUAAACGCGGAAAGGGACUUGAUAGUUUA
Molecule: messenger RNA, 1009 nt
Organism: Syzygium oleosum
Lineage: Eukaryota; Viridiplantae; Streptophyta; Magnoliopsida; Myrtales; Myrtaceae
Exons: 2
Coding region: 135-878 (247 amino acids)
Source: RefSeq, a predicted model, not a curated record